This is a messenger RNA of Patiria miniata (bat star), 789 nucleotides long. Its product is annotated as protein PAXX-like. Gene Ontology annotation, biological process: double-strand break repair via nonhomologous end joining. Lineage: Eukaryota; Metazoa; Echinodermata; Asteroidea; Valvatida; Asterinidae. The transcript is spliced from 7 exons. The record is from RefSeq and is a predicted model, not a curated record. The coding region runs from base 41 to 652 and encodes 203 amino acids. Gene Ontology annotation, cellular component: site of double-strand break; nucleus; nonhomologous end joining complex. Gene Ontology annotation, molecular function: molecular adaptor activity.
UGUAUAUUAUUUUUAAUUUGCUUUCACGGACGGACCGACCAUGUCGUCUGCCAAAUCCUUAGCGGAAGAAGGGGACGUAGGCCACAACCUACAGACUGUGGUUGAUUCCAUUUCUGGCCGCUUUCUGAUUUACACGUCUUGUUCGAGCGAUUGUUGGAUUGUUCAUGUAACAAAUGGCGUUGAUGUGUGGAGGUCAGUAAUGGAUCAGACGAGCUUAGACUCUCAUAGGGAGUUAGCAGAAGUGGCAAACUAUGAGGCCUACUUUGCAAGAUUCAAGAAAUCAUUUACUAGUGGUGAUCUGCUGGUCACAAAACAAGCUCACAAAGUUAGUUUGGAUGUAGGCACAGGGUCGACCGCACUGAGAUAUGACCUAUAUGAGGCCACAGCCAGCGAGAGGAAAGCGGAUCUCAAGAGCGCCCUCUUUUGGCUGGCUGACACCGUUUCUGACGUGACUAAUAAACUUACAAAGUGUGAAGAAGAACUGAGUGUACUGAAGAAACAAAAAGGAACGAGCAGUGUUGCAGCAGUCCUUCCAGAUAUUGAUACUAAAAAGAGGUCGGGACAAAUCAAAGUUCAAAAGCAGCAAGGUCAUAGCAUAGUCAACCCCAGCAGUAAAAAACGGAAAGCUGCAACAGGAGUUCAGUUUGACUGAGACUGAUUGAGGUCACGUAUUACUGAGAACGAUUGGGAUUCAGGAUUUAUCAUGAAGUGCUUCAAAUUUAUGGUUGACAGUCAACUUUAAUGAUUAGGCCUUUCCCUGUACUUCAUUGUGCUCUUGAAAUAUCUCCA